CCCUCCCGUUGCUCGUUACUCUCCUCUGACUCUUCGUAUCCGCUCGGAUUUACACGGUACGAUUACUUGAUCUAGUGUUGCCUACGGAGCACUCCACGGUGAAGUGUCCAGUCUCUCUCGUCUCGUCUCGGAUCAAACUCGCGCGUCGUCCCAGGGCGGGAUACCAAAUGAUCUUCCGACUCUCGCAUUCUCCGGUGUCAACGACCCCCCGCUGACGAUAUCGGUAUCCCGGAUGAUGCGCUAAGUGUCGAACUUAGCGGUGACGGUUGAGCUAGCGAAUUUUUCCCAACGAAUUCGCGCGAGAAAGAAGAAAUCCAAAAAAAAAAAAGAAAAAAAACCAAAGAAGCUCGAAAGUUCGCGCGAAAGAGAAACAUAUUGAAAAAAAGGAGCGAGAGAUUCUCGCGUCGUUUCUCGGAGGAUCGAAGGAAGAAUCGGAGGGUGAAAAUCGAAGCGAACGUUUGCGGCGUGAGAGUGACACGCGUCUCAAUUGAGCCCGAAGGUGGCGGCUGAUGUUCGAUAAGUGCUGGUGAUGACAGAUGUGCCGGUCGUUGUCGCGGAUUGUGACCUAUCGUCGUUCUUGCCAGUGCGACAACGUUACGUUAACGCAACAUAAUAAGUAGAGUGUUAAUCUCGGAGACAGGAUCUCGGAGUCAGGAUGAACCGCGUCACGAGUUUCUACAGCCUGCUGGCGGUCUUCCUCUGCUACGAAGCCUGCAGCUACAGCUUGAUCCUGGAGGAAGAAAAGGAACCGAAUUAUCUCAACGCCGGGGUGGGCGAGUACGCGGUAUUUAAUUGCGAUCUUGACUUUCCGCACGAGACGCCGAUCCCGUAUAUUCUGCAAUGGAACCGCGACGGUCGUUCAGUGUUUUCUUGGUACGACGGACACGUGACGGUGGACAACAGAUACAAAGGUCGUAUCCACUUGUUGGACGACGCCGGUCGUCGUGGAUACGGACAGGGUAGCAUAAAUCUCACCAAUAUACGCGAGAGCGAUCAGGGCUGGUACGAGUGCAGGGUAAUAUUUCCCAACAGGACCCCAAAUUCGAGAAACAACGGCACCUGGUUCCACCUCGCCAUCGACGGUGCGUCGCCGUUUCCGACGACUAUUCCAGGCGAAAUUCUCCUUACGAUACCGCCUAUCAACAAAACUGCCAUGGAAGGCGACACGGUCACCUUCGACUGCGUCACCAAGGGCGAAGGUACAACCGCAACGUGGCUUCGUGAAGGAACACCAAUUCGAGAAAUAGAGGAUUUUAGAAGAAGAGCGUCCAUCGGUGCCGAUGGGACACUGACCAUAAAUUCAGCUGCCAUGGGCGAUCUUGGGGAAUACACCUGCGUGGUGACCGGAGAAAACGGAGAUCAGCAAAGCGCGUCGGCCUUUCUCAACGUUCAAUAUAAGGCGAAGGUAAUUUACGCGCCCAAGGAAGUCUAUCUUCCGUACGGCAAGCCGGCCCUUCUCGACUGCCACUUCAGAGCGAAUCCACCCCUGACGAAUCUCCGUUGGGAAAAGGACGGAUUUUUGUUCGAUCCUUACAACGUGCAAGGAGUGUUUUACAGACGAAACGGAUCUCUCUAUUUUAGCAAAGUGGACGAGACGCACUCGGGAAGCUACAGUUGCACACCCUACAACGAUCUGGGCACCGACGGGCCCAGUCCCUCAAUCACCGUGAUAGUUCAAAGGCCGCCGGUGUUCACGGUGACGCCACAAAAUUUGUACAUGCGGAAGCUGGGCGAGAACUUGGAAAUUCCUUGCGACGCCAGAGACGGCGACGACGCGCAUCGACCGACCAUCGUGUGGUACAAAGACGGAUCGCCUCUGUCGCUCGAUCGAGUUAUCAUGACCGGCGGAAAUCUGACGAUAGAAAAGAUUCAGGAGCACGAUCGGGGAAUGUAUCAAUGCGCGGCCAGCAACGAGGCGGCGACAGUCGUCGCGGAUGCCGAAUUGAUGGUGCUGAAUGUUCCACCCAGAGCGCCGUACAAUCUGAGCGCCAACAGCAGCAAAAACGCCGUCACAUUAACUUGGAUACCCGGAUACGUGAGACCUAAGACGGAAUAUUCCGUGUGGUACAGACCCACAGACACGUCCGAGUGGAGAACCAUGAAGAUUCUCUCGAGAAAAAUCACGGAGGCCACGGUGAACAAUCUCAAUCCGGGACGGGAAUACGAAUUUAUGGUGCUGAGUCAAGACAAACACGGCGACGGAAUGUUUAGCAAGGCGUUACGAGUAUUCACACAGCCGACUCCUAACGACGAGAUGAACUCGGCAUCGGAAUAUCGCAGUCCGCAAGACCUUGAGAUCAUGGGACCGCCGCGCAACGUCAGGGUUCAAGCGACAGUCGAGGGUUACCUGGUCACAUGGGAACCGCCCAAUUACGGCAGGAACCAAGUUAGGCUUUACACCGUGAGAUGGUUCAGCGGACCUUCCGAGCAUUUGUACGGAAGAGCCGAGACGACGGACACUUAUUAUUUGGUAAAAGCUUUGGAGGAGGAGAGUUAUUACACCUUCGAGGUAGCGGCGAUGUCCAUCACCGACGACGUCGCGACGAGCGAACGAGUCAGCUUGGAAGUGCCCGCUUAUCGUCGUAAUCGCGCGAUAUCCAUGGGAAUCGUUGCCGGUAUCGGUUUCCUAGCGGCCGCACUGGCCGCUGUGUGGUGGGCGAGAAAGCGAUUCUGUCAGCCGACUAAUGAGAAGUAGCCGAACACGUGACAAGAACGUGUGUGCACUCAAGGAGAACAGCUACUCGCGCGCGCGCGCAAGCUCGUAUAAUUGAUUAUAGGAUUUCUUUCUUAGAGCUUACGGAGUCGCAGCGGGCGAACGAGUCGUUGUUCUAGAGAAUGGUAGUUUCACAUUUCGUGUUUGUACAAGGAAACCACAUAAAUCUAUAUACUCGGCGACAGAUUUGAUUUCUUCUGACGACAAGAGAGACGAUAGAUUAUUUUUCCAUUAAGAGAAUAACGUAGAUAAGAAAUACGAAUAUGAAUAAAUUAAUAUCUCGCGGACAAACUGGGUCUCCCACCCAAAAAUUUCAAACCGGUGUAUUUCUCUAUUAAGAAAUUAGUGUUUUUUUUUUUUUUUUUUUUUUUUAA
Pseudomyrmex gracilis is the source of this 3087-nucleotide messenger RNA. It is a transcript of the gene bdl, whose product is annotated as protein borderless. The transcript has 12 exons. Gene Ontology annotation, molecular function: cell-cell adhesion mediator activity; cytokine receptor activity. Gene Ontology annotation, cellular component: plasma membrane; axon. Lineage: Eukaryota; Metazoa; Arthropoda; Insecta; Hymenoptera; Formicidae. Bases 656 to 2695 code for a protein of 679 amino acids. The record is from RefSeq and is a predicted model, not a curated record. Gene Ontology annotation, biological process: dendrite self-avoidance; homophilic cell-cell adhesion; axon guidance.